CGGGAGCUAAAGUAAAGAUCUUGAAAUGAGUUGGUGUUUGAGUAAAGUCUCCGCUGCUGUCCUGCGAGGAAGCGCUAGGACUCAACAGGUCUGUGUUUCCUUAUCCGCCCGGCGAUGGCUAAGUUCAGACAGCGGAAAGCCAGAGCACGUAGACGGGUUGGUGAAGAAGGACAAAGUGGUCGUGUUCAUCAAGGGCACCCCGGCCCAACCCAUGUGCGGCUUUAGCAACGCGGUGGUCCAGAUACUACGUAUGCACGGCGUGCAAGACUAUGCGGCCUAUAAUGUACUGGAAGAUCAGGACCUGAGGCAGGGGAUAAAGAAUUAUUCAAACUGGCCCACCAUACCUCAGGUCUAUUUUAAUGGUGAAUUUGUGGGAGGCUGUGAUAUUCUACUUCAGAUGCAUCAGAAUGGAGACCUUGUGGAAGAGCUAAAUAAGUUGGGGAUUCGUUCUGCACUAUUAGAUGCUGAACCGAGCCAAGAGAAAAAGUAAUGCACUGUGUUAUAAACUUUAUAUGUCAAAAGGAUAAAGGCCUGAUUGCACCAGAAAAGCCUUAUUUGCCUGGAGGAACUGUUGUACAGAUGCUCUAAUGUCCAAAAGAAGUCCAUGUAAUGUUCUCUAUUAAUAUAUCAAACCUGGUGGAGGACCUCCACCAACUUGUGCAGAAGCCUUUCUGCCAUGGAAUAGAUUUGUGUAAUAUAUUUAGAUAAUGACCACUGAUGUGUUGAAAGAAAAAAUUUACAUUAAGAAAAUAUUGUAAACAAUAAAAUAUACAGGUUUA
Messenger RNA from Xenopus tropicalis (tropical clawed frog), 779 nucleotides. It is a transcript of the gene glrx5, whose product is annotated as glutaredoxin 5. Gene Ontology annotation, cellular component: cytoplasm; mitochondrion. The transcript is spliced from 2 exons. The coding region runs from base 26 to 490 and encodes 154 amino acids. The record is from RefSeq and is marked provisional. NCBI's taxonomy places the organism in Eukaryota, Metazoa, Chordata, Amphibia, Anura, Pipidae.